AUGUGUGCGCUGCUGCCGGCGUGGCUGUGCCUGUUGUUCGGCUUCCUGCCUCUGGAGAUCCAGUCCCGGGCUUUGACUCUGCAAAGCCUCACUCACAGACACAGGAUGAGUUUGGCCAGACCCUCUAAAUAUCCAAAGUCUUCUUACCUCACCACCAUGCCCACUGCGCCUGUUCUCCCUGUUGCCGUUGACAACCACAGCACCCAGGGAGACAGACACAUCAUCUGGAGGGCCCGGCUCCACAAAGAGCCCCCGCCGAGGCUGGCCGACCCGCUGCUCGACCAAAGCGACAGUGUGCUACGGGAAGCGCCGGCCUGGCAGCGUGGGUCACGGGGUCGUCGUCAUGUCAACGGUGGCAGCGGGAGGGGCCACGGACAUCUGAUGAGGGUGGGGUGCGUUCUAGGCACCUGUCAGGUUCAGAACCUCAGCCACCGUCUCUACCAGCUGAUUGGACAGAGCGGGAGGGAAGACUCUUCCCCCAUUAACCCUCGCAGUCCUCACAGCUACGGCUAA
Molecule: messenger RNA, 513 nt
Organism: Chelmon rostratus (copperband butterflyfish)
Lineage: Eukaryota; Metazoa; Chordata; Actinopteri; Chaetodontiformes; Chaetodontidae
Gene: adm2b
Product: adrenomedullin 2b
Exons: 2
Coding region: 1-513 (170 amino acids)
Biological process (GO): regulation of systemic arterial blood pressure; positive regulation of heart rate; adenylate cyclase-activating G protein-coupled receptor signaling pathway
Cellular component (GO): extracellular region
Molecular function (GO): hormone activity
Source: RefSeq, a predicted model, not a curated record